Trematosphaeria pertusa is the source of this 1540-nucleotide messenger RNA. Its product is annotated as GPI-anchored wall transfer protein 1. Gene Ontology annotation, molecular function: glucosaminyl-phosphatidylinositol O-acyltransferase activity. Lineage: Eukaryota; Fungi; Ascomycota; Dothideomycetes; Pleosporales; Trematosphaeriaceae. Gene Ontology annotation, cellular component: membrane; endoplasmic reticulum. Bases 1 to 1476 code for a protein of 491 amino acids. Gene Ontology annotation, biological process: protein localization to plasma membrane; GPI anchor biosynthetic process. The transcript has 2 exons. The record is from RefSeq and is a predicted model, not a curated record.
AUGGAGAAAGACUACAAGCAGCUCAAGAUGCAGCAUGUCUCCGGACUUACCGGGAGCUCCCUCUUCGACGUCAACAGCGUCUCUCUAGCAAUGCCUUUGACUAUCUUACUUUGGUCCGUUAUCCAAUCGCGCAUGCGCCUGUUCACGCCAUACACAUCUGCCGCCUGCUUUGUCGAUUUCCUGCUUAAUUGCGGAGUCACGCUUGUCGCGACUACCCUCUACUCGUCCUCGCCAUGGCUCCUAAACCUGCUUCUAUUGCUCCCGGCAGCGUUCCUAUACAUCAGCUCCCCUCCGAUGCCUAUUAGACCGACCGCGCCGCGACCGCCGACGAAAGCUAGCGAUGCGAGAAAGACCAGCCCCGAUCCUCUACCCAUGAAACCUUUCAUCACGCACUACCGCGGCUCAAUGAUGGUGAUAACGUGCAUAGCUAUAUUGGCGGUGGAUUUCCGUGUCUUUCCUCGGCGUUUUGCGAAAGUAGAGAAUUGGGGGACAUCGCUCAUGGAUAUGGGCGUGGGUUCGUUCGUCUUCACAAAUGGUGUGGUCUCCGUUCGGUCCUCCUUGAAAACACCGAGUGGAAAGCUUCCACCUCUGUCGAUGCGCCUCGUCGCGUCGAUGAGACAUGCAACGCCGCUUCUUAUCCUUGGAAUCAUACGACUUAUCUCCGUCAAGGGGUUGGAUUACGCUGAACAUGUCACCGAAUACGGCGUCCACUGGAACUUCUUCUUUACAUUGGGCUUCCUCCCGCCCUUUGUUGCGCUGUUCCAGUCAGCAUUCGCCCUUGUGCCGUCAUAUGCUGUUCUCUCCUACGUCUUAGCCGCAUUCUACGAGCUCGCUCUAGAUAAGACCAACCUCGGCGCGUUCAUUUUGACCGCUCAGCGCACCGAUCUAAUCUCGAAGAAUCGAGAAGGUAUAUUCUCGUUCUUCGGCUACCUUGCUAUAUUCCUCGCUGGCCAGUCCCUGGGCUCCUUCGCCCUUCCGAGGCAAUCGCCUCCCCCAAAGAAUGCUUCGAAAGCAACCCUGAUCCGGCAAUCUAUCUUGGGCAGGCUCGUCAUCUCCGCCUUCUUAUGGACAGCUCUAUUCUACCUGUCCGUCAGCUACUACGGCUUUGGUCUUGGUGUAUCUCGACGACUAGCCAAUCUGCCCUACUUCUUGUGGGUGUGUUCGUUCAACAGCUACCAAAUCGCCAUCUGUUGCGCCAUCGAGACGGUUCUCUUUCCGAAUCUGUAUAAAGCGGCGACAAGGGAAGAAGAGAAGCAGAGGUGCAGAGAUGCCACGAGCACUGUGUUGUUCUCUUUCAACCGCAAUGGGCUCGUGGUCUUCUUACUGGCGAAUUUGCUGACCGGGCUUGUCAAUAUGACUAUGCCCACAUUGCAUAUGAGUGUGUUUCAGUCAAUGGGUAUACUAUUGGGCUACAUUGCUGCGGUUGCGGGAGUCGCAGUCGCUUUAGAUCGGCUGAAUGUUUCUAUUAAGCUGUAGAGGGACGCUCUAAAAUGAAGCCUUUCCUCACCACUCGGCUCAAUGUAAAAACCUAUGCUCAGCG